Messenger RNA from Moneuplotes crassus, 879 nucleotides. NCBI's taxonomy places the organism in Eukaryota, Ciliophora, Spirotrichea, Euplotida, Euplotidae. The record is from the annotation of a GenBank genome assembly.
GUUUUAGGACAGUGAUGGAAGACAAUCAGAAAAUGUAUGAAGAAUUGAAAAAUAAGUUUACAUGACUGGUAUGAAGAGGAAUCGUACAGGAUGCAGUGACGAUUAAGGGAUGUACGCAUACUUUUUGAAGCAAGUGUUUGAGAAAUCAUCGGGCAAUUAUUGAUGAGUGUCCGAUUUGUGAAGGGAGAGUUGGAGAAAUCAUCAAAGUACCUGAUAUUUGAGAAAUAGGUACAAAAAUAAUCUACCUAAUGGACAUGGCAAAACAAAGCAACCAAAUCCUAUUAGAUACCCAAAAGCAAGUCUCUGAAAUGAAGGAUAUGGAAAAAGUAAUUAUCGAUUCAAUGGAGCCCAAAAAGCCUGUCGUAAAAAAGUCUAUUUCUGCAAAAGAGUACCCACACCCUGUCUCUCCCUCAAAAGUAGAACCUUUUAAAUAAAUUCCAGUCUUCAAACAUCCCGAGUGAAUUUCUUCCGCAGCUAAAAUACCCUCACAUAAACAAUAACUUCGAGCACGAGAUAGAAGGAGACAAUCUGAACUUUAGCUUCGGGGAUGAGUCCCCUAACCGUAAAGUGGAAAUCCUGCUUGAAGAAGAGAAAGAUAUUCCUAAGAAGGUCAAAGUGAAGAAGCCGAUCAGUGCGGUACUUGGCCAAAAGAAGCCGGUCGCGAGCAAGCCAGCGCUAUCUGGAAAGCCUUUCCAGCCUGUAAUGAAGAGCGCAAUACACCUGGAAAAUAAUGACUUUGAAGAUUGGGAUGACUGCUUUGGAAUGGAUGUUAUACAAAACCAGUCUCAGAAAGCCGAGGAGUUUAACCAGAACUACAUGAGUGCCAAAGCGUGAGAGAAGAGGCCCCCAUCCCCUAAGUUCAAAGGCUUUUACAAAUAG